Molecule: messenger RNA, 1923 nt
Organism: Rhinocladiella mackenziei CBS 650.93
Lineage: Eukaryota; Fungi; Ascomycota; Eurotiomycetes; Chaetothyriales; Herpotrichiellaceae
Exons: 3
Coding region: 1-1923 (640 amino acids)
Biological process (GO): intracellular signal transduction; peptidyl-serine phosphorylation
Molecular function (GO): ATP binding; protein serine/threonine kinase activity
Source: RefSeq, a predicted model, not a curated record
AUGGAACCGGACCACAACCGUCUGCGGUUGAACUUCCAGUUUGACAUCCAACAAAAUUUCGACGCGGCCAACGCAAGAAUGUAUCCUACCACGCCCUCCACCUUUCCUCAGCCGAUCUAUGGUGGACAACAGCAGGAAUAUGGAGGCACUCCCACCACUAAUAAUGGCUACUUCAUGAAACAGCCCUUCCCCCAACCGUCACCGCAAUCUCAAUAUCAGCAACAAUAUCAAUAUCAAGCACAGGGCGGUCUGCAAUCUCCUCAACCUGCAUAUCAAGCUAAUUCCCGCCCAUACAUGGUCAAUAACAAUAACGAUGGAACCAGUGGCCUGAUCCAGCAAUUUUCCAAUCAAGAUUUGAGUGCCACACCCCGGACCAAUAUCAAUCGUACACCGUCACCUGCCACUUCGCGUCCUCGAACCGCUGGCGAAGCCAGACAAGCCCAGAAUCCCUAUCAGAGCCAUUUGGCACCACCAAUGCCCAGACCUUCUCCCAAACCGGAAGAAGAGGAACAACCGAAUCCACGCAAAUAUUCCGACAACAUUCUAAAGCGGGGGACUGCCGCGAAGCAGCUGGUCAACAGUUUUUUCCAAGAGAAUAUCGAGCGAGCAAGAGAUCGGAACAGUCGUGCGAAGGAGCUCGACGCAAUCCUGAAGAAUCCGGCGAUCGGUGAUCUUGAGAAACAGAAGGAAAUCAAUACAUUGGCGCAAAAGGAGGCACGCUUUCUAAGAUUCAUUCGGACCAAAGAGACUCCGCAUAAUUUCCAAACCAUCAAAGUCAUUGGCAAAGGAGCUUUCGGCGAAGUCAAAUUGGUGCAGCGGAAAUCUGAUGGGAAGAUUUACGCUUUGAAAUCUCUGAUCAAGUCGGAGAUGUUCAAGAAGGAUCAAUUGGCUCAUGUUCGCGCUGAGCGUGAUAUUUUGGCGGACUCCAAAGACAAUCCAUGGCUGGUCAAGCUGCAUGCUUCAUUCCAGGAUUCGGCAUUCCUCUAUAUGUUGAUGGAAUUCUUGCCCGGUGGUGAUCUGAUGACCAUGUUGAUCAAAUAUGAGAUCUUCUCUGAAGAUAUCACACGAUUUUAUAUGGCUGAGAUUGUGAUGGCGAUUGAAGCGGUCCACAAACUCGGCUUUCUUCAUCGUGACAUCAAACCGGACAACAUUCUCCUGGACAGAGGUGGCCACAUCAAAUUGACCGACUUUGGUCUCUCCACGGGCGGGCGCAAACAGCACGAGAAUUCAUACUACCAAGCCUUGCUCAAAUCCAAUGCAAAUGACAAGUCAGGAAAUCGAAAUUCGAUGGCUCUCAAUGAGCAAAUUAAUCUCACCGUCAGCAACCGUGGACUCGUGAAUACCUGGAGAAAAUCGAGACGCCACAUGGCCUAUUCGACCGUUGGAACUCCUGAUUACAUUGCUCCGGAAAUCUUCUUGGGUCAGGGCUAUACUUACCUCUGCGAUUGGUGGUCGGUGGGGGCCAUCAUGUUUGAAUGUUUGGUUGGCUGGCCGCCAUUCUGCGCCGAGGACACUCAUGACACUUACCGCAAAAUUGUCAACUGGCGGGAGUCGUUGUACUUCCCAGACGAGUUAGUCUUGGGCCGAGAUGCUGAAGACAUGAUUCGGAGCUUCCUCUGUGACGCGGCAGAUCGGUUGGGCAAAGAAGGAGGAGCUCAUGACGGAGCAUCGUCCAUCAAGAAACAUCCAUUCUUCCGUGGAGUUGUGUGGGACCAACUGCGAAAGAUUCGGGCUCCAUUUGAACCCAAACUGUCAUCCAAUAUUGACGUCAGCUACUUCCCGAUCGACGAAAUCCCACAAGAAGACAACAGCGCAAUGCACCGAGCACACGCCAAGCAGAACCAACCCGAGCAGGAUGCAGAAAUGAGCUUACCGUUCAUUGGAUACACGUAUAAAGCGUUCAAUGCAUUCCAGAAUUCCUAG